AUGACGACAGAAAAGAAGCCGAAUUCCCUUGUCAUCGUCGCUGAUGAUUUAGGCUUCAAUACGAAUCUGAACCUUAGGGUUGCUGCUCUGCCAGAAAUCAUGCAGGACAAUGGAUACUUCGCAGUCACGUCCGGGAAAUGGUAUGCUAACUCCCUCGAGGACUUGGGCAAUCAUAAUUCGGUCGUUUGGUAUGGACGUCAGUGGGCCACUGCAGCGACGGCGCCGAACCGAGGAGCUAAGUCGUAUACGACCGAAGUCGGUAUCCGGUGCCCUUGCGUCGUCAGAUAUCCGACUGGGACAGACUUGCAGCCAGGAUCUAUCGCCAAUACCUUCACGGUUAUGGAUAUCCUGCCAGAGGUACUUGACUUGCCUGGACUGAACACCCUGGGAAACAAUUUCGAGGCCGAGACUGUCACCCCGUUCAAAGGCAAAUCGUGGGGAAACCUCUUGGAGUCAUCUAAUGAGAACCAGGUUAACCUGUACGAUCCAAUGACCGAUAUCAUUGGCUGGGAGCAAUUUGGUAUUGCUGCAUCAUAG
Messenger RNA from Penicillium arizonense, 537 nucleotides. RefSeq lists its product as uncharacterized. The coding region runs from base 1 to 537 and encodes 178 amino acids. The transcript is spliced from 3 exons. The record is from RefSeq and is a predicted model, not a curated record. NCBI's taxonomy places the organism in Eukaryota, Fungi, Ascomycota, Eurotiomycetes, Eurotiales, Aspergillaceae. Gene Ontology annotation, molecular function: arylsulfatase activity.